AAAUAAUUUACCAUAAUUUAUCGUUCUUAUAUUAUUAAAUAUUAUAACAAAAAUGUCGGAAUCUGCUCUUGUGACCGUAAAAGAAAUGAUAGAAAUGGCAUUUGGUGAAACUGAAACAAAUAUGGUAAAUUUUAAACUUAUCCAAACAAUAUUAUUUUUAAUUGCUAGACAAUUAAGGCUUUUGGAAAGACGUGUUGAAGUGCAAAUUGGACCUACGUAUAUGCAUCCAUCUUCUUCUUCAUUAUCUGUAACAGAAGUUAAACUUAAAGCUGCUGUCCCAAAAAUAAAAAAAAGAAUUUCUAAAUCACAAAAACAAACAGCAGAUCCAAAACAACAACAAAUAACGGAUCCCAAAGUAGAACAAACAUAUAAAAAACCACAGCAAAAGCCAACAAUAGCAAAAGGUAUGUUCAAGCCGGGUCACAUGCAAGCUGGUGGAGGUAAAUCCACCGACGACAGAGAAUCCUCAGAUUCCGAUGGUACAAUUAGUGAAAUAUCUACAGAGAUGUCAACAACAGACAAAACAAUAUUAUCUAAAGUAAGACCAGCAACGACUGCAUCUACUGAAAUGACAUCAAAAGAAAAGACAUCCGCAAUUAAAACUGCUGAUAAAUCACCUUCUAUUAGGACUUCAAUAGAUAAAACUGCUGAUAAAUCACCUUCUAUUAGGACUUCAAUAGAUAAAACUGCUGAAAAAUCACCUCCUAUCAGGACUUCAAUAGAUAAAUCUGCUGAUAAAUCAGCUACUGAAAUAACAACAAUAGACAAACCAACUACCGAUAAAACUAUCACAGAAACAUCAUUGUCUCUUAAGACACAAACAACAGAGACAUCUUCGACGAAGAAAAUUCAGCCAACAUCUAUUCGAUCCUCUAGUAACGCCGAGAACAAACGAAAAAUGUUGGCACAGGAGUUUACCCGUACUCUGGAGCGAAUCGAAGAGCAAAGGGAGCGAGAACUACGAACAAUCCACCAGAGAGCCAAUUCACAAGAACAAGCCGAUAAGAGCCCAACACCAAUGGCUUCUAUAGAUACAAUGGAAGUCCAGUAUGAAAAGCUUUUAAUAGUUGAAAGAGUUCCAUCCGACGAGGCAAAAGAACGAGAAAACAGCAGAGCUGCUCGAUAUUCCGUGGUAACACAAGAGCAAUUUGACGAAUUAUCGAAGGCCGUAAGAGAUAUUCAAGAAAAGUUCAUGCCAAUCGGAAAAGCCGAAUUGCCUGAAAAUAUGCAACUCAUGAAGGAGCUCCGUCGAGGAGCUUCAUUAACUGAUGCAAUGGCAGCACUACAACUGUCUGCCCGAUUGGAAGCCGCUGAGACUUCUCUACAACGUAUUAUGGGACUUAUUACAACAUUGGCGGCCAGUCAGGAAAAGAAUAGGGAAUUGGAGACGGGAGGAAUAGAAAAAGAAAAAUCAAAACGACGAGGAGUAAAGAAAGCAACUUCCCGUUCCCUCCCUAUAAAAUCGUCUGCAUCACUUAAAACGUAUGAUUUAACCGGAGAAGAAAAUGAAGGUGAACAUAUAAAAGAAACUGAUGAACAUGUCACAGAUGAAGAUGUUCCACAAGUAGUUCCACCCAAUCUGAUAACCUAUGAAGAUUUAGACCAAGCUAUGCAAGAAUUACAGGACAGCAUAUUAUUGACUGUGAAUUGCAAAGCUGCGAAGACAGCGGAAAAUGCCGAAUCAGCUUUAAAAACAGCUAAGAAUCUCGAGAAUAAACUAGAAGGUGCGAUUCGUCUAGAAGAUCGAAUGAAUCAAGUAGAAGAACUAGUAGCACAAUAUGUUGAGGAAAUAAAUAAAAUGGAUAUGACAUUGGCAUCACAAAUGACAAACUAUCAAGAAGAGCUUACGCAAAUGGAGCAUGAUUUGGAGAUGGGGCUGGAAGCUUUAGCCGAAGCACUGGCAAAUACUGGAGGAGAUUCAACUGCGGCUGCGGAGUUAAAUGCAAACUUUAUUGAACUGCAAGCCGAGUUUGAUUAUUCUAAUAAAAGGCAGAAUGAACUGAAAGAAACUCAAACUUAUUUGGCGUUGGACUUGCAGGCACUUUGGAAGCAAAUUGAGAUACUUCGCGAAUCGAAGUCAGAUCGAGAUGAGGUUGCAGAUGCACUCCGUGAUAAGGCUGGUCUUGGAGCUCUCAAUGGACUUGUUUCUCUACAACAAUUUAAUGCAGUUCGCGGUGACUUCGAGAAACGUAUUGGGGCUGCUUAUGAUAAGUUUAACAGUCAAGAAAUGAUUUGGCAAAAAGCUAUUGACGAUCUACUCCGCGAACUAGAUGAGAAGGGGGAUUUGGCCCAAGUAAUAGCUUUACGUGACGAAAUUUAUUGUCACAUUCAAAAACUGAACGCGAAAUGCACAGCCAUGCAAGAGAUUCUUGGUGAACCUAAUGCCGCUGCAAUCAGCAGAGCAAUAAUAAGAGAUGCCAAUUGUUUGUCUUGUUCGUCCCCAGCUAAUUUGAGCUCGAAUGCAGAAUCAGGAAUUCCAGCUUUGCCAGAAUUUCCCAAGUCUAAGCGACCUCCAACUAUUGGAGCGGAGGUUAAAUCCGGUCCAAAGGAGGACGGUGACCAUAUUUGCUACCCAGGCCAACCAAUCACUCAUACAAUUGAUCCCAGAGCGCACUUUUGCCAUCGUUAUUGUGGGGGGGCACACACCAUGGGUCAAGGUAAGAUUAGCCGUGCACCCAUUGGUACGAACAUAACAGCUCUGCAAUCAAACAAAUCUACAGCUAUUGGAACAGAUGGCAGAGUUUAUGUCGUGGAUGAAGACACAGGAGAGAGAAAACCCUGCCUACCAUGCAACCAGCGUCCGAGUAAUGCAACAAAUGUUUGUAGUUGCGCACCACAAGAAGCUGACGAGGCUCCAAACGGUCCAUCCAUGGAUGGCAAUGCAGCUUGGGAUAUGACAGAGUUUCAAGCAUAUUACGUAAUGAAAGUCCAAUCAGAUUCAACACCACCAAUGCCAAUCGAUUCUGAUGAAUAAGCAUGGUGUAUUUUAUAUUAAUAAAAUAAAUAAAGUUUU
Molecule: messenger RNA, 3013 nt
Organism: Leptidea sinapis
Lineage: Eukaryota; Metazoa; Arthropoda; Insecta; Lepidoptera; Pieridae
Product: paramyosin-like
Exons: 17
Coding region: 53-2974 (973 amino acids)
Source: RefSeq, a predicted model, not a curated record